Pistacia vera is the source of this 1102-nucleotide messenger RNA. RefSeq names its product E3 ubiquitin-protein ligase SINA-like 10. Lineage: Eukaryota; Viridiplantae; Streptophyta; Magnoliopsida; Sapindales; Anacardiaceae. The transcript is spliced from 2 exons. Gene Ontology annotation, molecular function: zinc ion binding. The coding region runs from base 307 to 1071 and encodes 254 amino acids. The record is from RefSeq and is a predicted model, not a curated record.
UUUCCCUCCCUUUUUCCACUCUCAUCUUUCUCCUUCUCAGUAGCUAGAUUAAAAGAGGGAGAAGGAUCCAGCUCCAGAUACACAGAGAGACGGAAAAUGGAUCGUUCACCUCAAUCCGAUUCCACACGUUUCAUAGAUCAGGAUUAUCAGGAUUAUCUAGGAUUAGUUUCUAAUGGAUAUUUCAGAGAUCACGAUUUUUAUCAGGAUUAUCAAAUGUUCCUUUCUAAUCGCGAAGUUCCUUUUUAAGAAGAACUAGAAGACGAUGGAGUAGAAGAAGGAGGAGUUACUAAUACGGGUGAUGAAGAGAUGGAAGAUCCGGUGGUGGAGUCAAUUUCUGUGACGCUAACUGACCCAAAAGUUUUUGAUUGCCCCAUCUGCUUUGAGCCGUUGUACUCUCCCGUCUUUCAGUGUGAAAAUGGGCAUAUAGUUUGCUCUUCGUGCUGCACCCAAAUCAGGAACAAAUGUCCCUCCUGCCGUUUGCCUAUUGGACAUAACCGUUGCCUAGCAAUUGAGAAAGUUUUAGAAUCUAUCAAAGUAAAAUGUCAAAACACAAGGUACGGGUGCAAAGAAACAACGAGUUAUGGCAAGAAACUCGAUCAUGCGAAGACAUGCCACCAUGCACCAUGCUCAUGCCCCUUGUCAGACUGCAAUUUUGUUGGUUCUUGUACCCAGUUAUACAAACACUUCAGGGAUGAACAUGAGAAUUCAUCAGUAAAAUUUCAGCACAACAAAGUCUUCCAAAUUACCUUAAAUUUUGAUGACACUUUCAUUGUUCUUCAAGAAGAGAAGGAUGGUGUCUUGUUUAUUCUUAACAUCAGAAUUGAAUCUCUGACGAAUGUAAUUUCUGUUUGUUGUAUUGCGCCCUCAGCGAAGGAACAGAUCUAUUAUGAUAUUGUGGCAGAAUCUGGGGGAAGCAUUAUUAGAUUUCAGUCUUACGCAAAGAACAUUCAAAGCUGGAUUGAUAACCAACCUUCAUCUGGCAUCCUACUUCCAGCUGAUUCCUCUGGUCAUUCUGGGCAGCUCAAGUUGGAGAUUUGCGUAAGUGAUGCAGGACUGACUUUUGUAAAUUAAAAUUAGUUUUUAUUUUCCUUUUUGUUAUUAG